This is a messenger RNA of Podarcis muralis (Common wall lizard), 3977 nucleotides long. RefSeq lists its product as uncharacterized. Lineage: Eukaryota; Metazoa; Chordata; Lepidosauria; Squamata; Lacertidae. The record is from RefSeq and is a predicted model, not a curated record. Gene Ontology annotation, cellular component: cytoplasm. Gene Ontology annotation, molecular function: glycosyltransferase activity.
AGUUUAUUUAUAAAUAAUAUUUAUAGACUGCACCUUGUCCAAAAUGUAAUUUGAAGGUGUAACUCGGUGGCAGACCUGAAUCUGGCAUGUUGCAGUCAUUUAAUCUGUGGGUUUCCAGAACAUGAGAACCACUUUCAUCCUUUGGUAAUUUGUUAUUACCUAACAGCACUUCUUAUUUGCGUGGAUCAAGCUUCAGUUCAUUCACCCAAAUUGAGCUCAUUACUGGUUCCAAACAGCUGCUCAGGACAGGCAGGGUGACACCUGGAUUAGAUGAAAAGGAGAGAGGGAGAGAUCAGGAAAAUGUGAACUGCACACUGAAAGCUCUCCCAUCUAAUUCAGUUCAUGAUGCCCAGGUAUGUCUCUUCUCUCUCCCUUUUCUGGGUCAACAUCGCAGUAGGAUUGUGAAUCACAGCUAGACUUUCCUUCAAAGAACAGCAGAUUAUGAUCUCCUUUCCUCAGCCACUUGUUAGGCUUGUUUUUCCACUAAACUCAAAUUUUACAUCAUGCUAGCUGUUCCUGCUAAAAUAAUUUGCAUACUGUGAUGCGUCUCUGGAUCUUCUCAUCUCCUCCUACUUUUCUCCUGCGAUCAACAAGACAAGACAUCAGACUAUUGGCUGAUGGUCUUAUACAUAUUUUUGGGAUAGAUUGGAAGAGCUGGGGAUUCUUUGCAUUAACUUUUCUGAUCCAGGAAAUGUUUUUGAAACAUGCUUGCUCUAGGGGAUUUUCUGGUUUUUUAUUUGUAGGGUGAAAAGGAGGAGGGAAAUAAACGCUUGGCACUUUCCUGUGUGACCUGAAGACAAAAGCAGGCUCAGCAGUGGAACAGAUGCUGGUGUGGAUCUCAAGCUGGAAAUGAUGUUCCGUUUUCGAAGAAGAACUUUUUUAGCUACAGGGGUAUGUCUGGUGGCUCUUGCCUCUAUACUAAAACUUUCCUACUUCCGGAUACAGAAAUACACUUUACUACCCAAAGUUGUUGCACAGAAAGAAAAAGACCUCUGCAAAGGAUGGGUCACCAAUAACUCAAUCUCUGCUUUGAGUGACAACAGAUCUUUUAUUAUCACUCCAUACUUCGAUGACAGGGUGGAAAAGCAGACUCGGGUGAUUGGGAUUGUACAUCACAAGGAAGUUAAGGACCACUAUUGCUGGUUUUGUUGCCCAGCUGAUGAUGUGGCCUUUAUCUCUAAGGCUGCAAUAGAGUUCCACUUGGAUCGUUUUGGAUUUCCAUACGUGGUCACAGACUUGAUUUGUUUGGAACCCUCACACUGUGAGCCUCGUUACAUGGCAUUGCAGUCAUCUGGCGAAGGAUCUGACAGUGGCAUAUCACCACUGUUUGAAAUAAAAAAUCGCCAGCGACAGAGCACUCUGGUGGACUUCACAGUGUGCAUCUCCACCAUGUUUGGAGACUAUAACAAUGUCCUCCAGUUCGUGCAGAGCAUGGAAAUGUAUAAGUUCCUUGGAGCGCAGAAGGUGGUGAUCUAUAAGAACAGCUGCAGCCAGUUGAUGGAGAAAGUCCUUCAAUUCUAUGUGGUGGAAGGGACUGUGGAGGUGGUGCCCUGGCCAAUCACAUCCUAUCUCAGUGUUUCUAAUGAAUGGCAUUUCACGAACGAUGGGACCAAAAUUGGCUACUAUGGACAAAUCGCUGCUCUGAAUGACUGUGUCUACCGGAAUAUGUACAGGAGCAGGUACGUUCUGCUGAAUGACAUUGAUGAAAUUAUUCUUCCCGUUCAACAUAUGGAUUGGAAAACCUUGAUGCAAAACCUUGAGAAACAAAAUCCGGAGAUUGGUAUCUUCCUCUUUGAGAACCACAUUUUCCCAAAUAAUGUCUUCACCUUCCCCCCUGUUCAUGUUCCACAUUCUUGGAAUAUGGUACCUGGAGUCAACAUCCUGCAGCAUGUCCUCCGAGAACCAAACAGGAAAGAGAUCAUAAACCCAAGGAAAAUGAUUGUUGAUCCGAGGAAAGUGGUUCAGACGUCUGUUCACUCUGUCCUUCAGGGGAUCGGAGGCAGUGUGGAAGUCCCUGCAGAUGUUGCAAUUGUCUUCCACUGUCGGUCUCCUUUCCAACCAAAUUUGCCCAGGGAAUUCCUGAUCAAGGACACAAUACUCUGGAGAUAUAACACAUCACUAAUAGGCAGAGUUAACAAAGUGCUACAGAAGAUACCAUUUGAAGUGGUGAAGUAGUAAACACAGGAAACAUUACUGAUAUUUCUCUUUGGAGGUUCACCCAAAGAGUAUUUGGGAGCAAGUUGUACAGGAUGAAUUUCCAAUGCAUGUUCAAGAGAGGAGUAUCAUGAAUUCAAAAGGAACAUGUUUGUUCUUGAGAAUGUGAUUCAGGGAGCUACAGAAAAAGUGAUAGCAUAAUUUGUCAUGCAUUGCAAAAGUGCACUAGAUAUGGGAAAUGAUGGGUCAGAAACCCAGCGGUCCGUCUGUGUCAGCAUCCCAUCUAUGAUAGCAGCAAGAUUUUUCUGAGGUCAUGGACCAAAGUCAAGGGUAGCCAUCAAAGGCACCAUCCUUUUUGUACUGAGCUCCUAGCAACAAUUUUAAGGAUUAGGGUUAUAUUCACUUUUAGUUCUGCUCAGAAUAGACCCAUUGUAAAGAAUGAACAUGACUAAGUGAGGUCCAUUAAUUUCAAUGGGUCUCCUCCAAGUGCAACUUAGUUGAAUAUGACCCAUCCUUGAUGAAGGAUCUGUUUAACUCAUCCAGUACUGUGUGUAGUCUGUAUAUAAAUAUAUCAGAUAUAAAUAUAAAUAUAAAUAUCAGUGUCAUACGUGCAUAUCAUAUAUAUAAUUGCAGAAUGCUUCUGUUCAAAAUUCCAGCUGACCGUGCCCUUUUCUAGGUUAUUCCAUUCUGUCCAUCUUCCCAGUAUUCCAUGGUCCAUGAGUACACAGUCCUUGUGGUUUCUCCCAAAUGAGCUGCUAUCUCCUACUUUUAUAUGUGUGAAAAUCUUGGCUACACAAGAAAUGGCAUGCACAGGCUGAAUGAUGGAAAAAUAAAGAAUAAUACAUCUAACACACAAAGAAAAAGGUGAUGUGAAUUCUUUACCACUUAGAUGAGUUCUACAGUCAGCAUAAUAUAUAAUUGUAGAAAAAUUGUCACCUGCAAAUUGAGUAGAUUUGCAGGUUUGAUAUUAUAUUCAUUACAUAAUUUAUUCUAGUUUGACCUGUUAAGGAAGCAGCAUGAUACUAUUCCGGAACCUUGUGUCAAGACCUACUGAGCAUCUUAAUCAGCUGCUCCCCUGACUGUUUUUGGUAGGCAUUGCCUACACCUCCACACCCCCUGCCAUGCAAAUCCUUUAAACUACUGGGGGCUAGAAACCUAUUUCUUCUCGAACAAACAACAGCAGAGAUUCCGAGGCAGCUGCUUUCUGGACCCAGUAAUGUGGUUCUGUUCUACCACAGACUUCCUCAGCUCAACAUUACACACUGUAUCCAGCUGUGUUCUAGUCAGAGUCGACCCAUGGAAAUUAAUGCAUAUUUAUGACCUUCAGUUUCAGUUUCCCCUUGAAACCUUGCUUCGGGCAGGAGCAGGGACAUGCGCAAGGCCUGGAGGUUUCACGAGGUGGCACUGUGCCCCCUGCCCACCUGUGCAGGGGGAAGCCCAGCCGGCCAACGUGGCCCUUGGCAUGCGACCCCCCUCAAUGAGGGGGCUAGAGAUGUGGCAGUGAGGCCAGGCCAGGUUCCGAGGAGUUUCCGGGUGACAGGCGGGGGGGACAAGGAUUCCUGCGUGGAGGCACCUGUUUUGCAACCCCUCAAAAUUGUGCACCUGGGGCUAUGGCUUCCCUGCCUCCCCCCUUUGCCCCUGCUACCAGCUUUCUCCAACCUGAUGCCCUCCAGAUGUUUUUUGCCACAGGUCCCAUUGGCCUCAACCAGCCCCAAGCCACAUAUUAACUGCAGUCUGCCUUUUUGUAAUGCAGUUGAUGAAAAUACUUUCAGCGCAAUCCUUGUUGUUGUUUAGUCAUUUAGUCGUGUCCGACUCUUCAUGAC